Lynx canadensis (Canada lynx) is the source of this 2562-nucleotide messenger RNA. It is a transcript of the gene CXCL9, whose product is annotated as C-X-C motif chemokine ligand 9. Gene Ontology annotation, cellular component: extracellular region. The coding region runs from base 59 to 439 and encodes 126 amino acids. NCBI's taxonomy places the organism in Eukaryota, Metazoa, Chordata, Mammalia, Carnivora, Felidae. Gene Ontology annotation, biological process: chemokine-mediated signaling pathway; neutrophil chemotaxis; cellular response to lipopolysaccharide. The transcript is spliced from 4 exons. Gene Ontology annotation, molecular function: chemokine activity; CXCR chemokine receptor binding. The record is from RefSeq and is a predicted model, not a curated record.
AAUUCUCAGGCUUGAAAUCCAAUACAGAAGUGAUUCAAUAGAACUCCAUUCUAUCACUAUGAAGAAAAGUGGUAUUCCUCUUUUGUUGAGUAUCAUCUUCCUGACUCUGCUUGGCGGUCAAGGAACCCUAAUAAUGAGGAAUAGACGCUGUUUCUGCAUCAACACCAGCCAAGGGACAAUCCACCUAAAAUCCUUAAAGGACCUUAAACAAUUUGCCCCAAGCCCUUCUUGUGAGAAAACUGAAAUCAUUGUGACAAUGAAGAAUGGGGAUCAAACGUGUCUAAACCCAGAUUCAGCAGAUGUGAAAGAAUUGAUUAAAGAGUGGGAGAAACAGGUGAGCCAAAAGAAAAAGCAAAAGAAAGGGAAAAAAUUUCAAAAAAGCAGGAAAAUUUUUAAAGUUAAAAAAUCUCAACAUCCUCAUCAAAAGAAGACCACAUGAGCAACCACUUUACCAACCUUAUACCCAAAAGGUUCUUCUUAAUUAUGAUGAAAUAAUUCCAAAAGGAGAUGGCAUCUUAAUCCAUAAGCUUUUUAUUUGGAAAUUUUCAAGCAUUAUUAUGAAAUUGUAAUUAAAGCUAGAAAGUUGCUUUUGAAAUCUAAACAUUAAGAAUUGUUACAGGCUAUAGUUUGACUUUGUUCUUCCACCUCCAGCCAACUGAAUUUCGUCAUGCUUAAGACCACGGUCUUAACACCCACAUCUGGACAAAUGUGCACACAAUCACAUCCUGUACACAGUCGCAUCCCACACACAACAGCUGCUUAGAAGAUCAGCCCUGCACUUCCCACAAAUUCCAGCCCCUAGAGAAUAUUCUGAGGCACAUGUCGGCAAGCCCCAGCCCGUCAGCAUGCUAAUAAGCCUAGCAGUUUGGAAUCGAGCCGGACCUCACCAAGCUGCCGUGGCCAUCUGCAUCUGUAUUUGAAUCUGCCCACAGGCCUCACAGUGUAUCUGACAGACCCAUGCUGGUUGUUUCUGUGGGCCACCGCUGAAGAACACUAGCACUUGGCUUUCAGAACCUUCUGUCCAGCUUUUGAGGACAUUAGACUCCAUCAUGCCUGCCCACGCUGACCUUAUUGUUCACCUUUGCUUCAGUCAAGCCUGUUCCUCACCAUUCUACCACAAUUUAGUGCCUAUCUCUGCUAUAACGUCAUGCUCUCAUUCACCUGGGUCUACUCCUUUUCACUCUUAUGCUAGCACUCCAUAGGAAUGCCUUCUUCUCCCCACUCAUCCUCAUUUGACCCAGUCUUUGAUUCAGUUUAAUCCUGCCUCUUAACUAAAAUCUUCUGGACACUUGGAUUAUUUUAAAGCUCCAAGUUCACUUGUGUUCAAUACCACAUAGGUGAACACUCAAUUGUUUUCUGAUUAUUUUUUGCAUGUUUAUUUCUCAAACCAGAUUGUCAGCCCCUUGAGGGCAGGGACCACAGUUCAUUUCCUUGAUUCUGUCACCAUGCCUAGUAUACUAUGAACUAGGUUUUGAAUAAUUUUUUAAUUACAAAUUUUACAAGUAGGGGGGCAACUAGACUGCCUCCUCAGGGCAGGAUCUGGCUAUAUUGGCUACUCCAUAAUGUCUAACCCCUGGUAACCUCUUCUACUCAUUAUCUUUACGCCAUUGUCACUGCAGGAAUAGGAGCUGAUGCAACAUUCUUGUUUUAUGACGGGAUGUUAACUUCACCUCUCGAACAAACAAAAAUGCUUAAAACACCGGAUAUUCUGAACUAUUUUCAUAAAAUAAUACAGGAUACUGAGUAUCACAGAAUCUUACAAUAGGAAGGAGCUUUCCUGUCCAACUUUUACCCACCUCAUACAAAAAUUCCUUUAAUACUAUUCCUGGGACAAGCCUCAGUUCUCUAUGUCUGACAAGAAAACCACCUAGUUCCUUUUGAAAACUCAUUUUAGAUAAAUAUAAAUUUCAUUCUCAGUUUAACCUAUUUCAGAGUUUGUAAAGUAUUGUGAUUAUCAAUUGCCAUGCCAGCUCUCAUGAAAAAGGUGGAAGGGUAUUAAGAAACCAAGAGCUGGAGAGAGUAGCAAAUCCUGUUAGUGGUGGCAUGGCUGGUGCCCAGUUAGCCUCAAAAGGGCUUGGAAACCCUCUUGAAGAGGAGGUUCAGUGAAUUAUGUAGGAAAGGACAUCUUUGGCCAGAAUUUAAACUUACACCUACUUUGCCAGAUUUUGUCACUUCUUACACUGCAGGUGAUUUUUAGUGUUGCCCAGCGAUGAUCCCACCCAAACAGCAUCAUAUCUAAUUGUGAAACUCUUUAGCUCCUUCCAUGAAACCCCUGAAAACUCUAAACAUUUCAUAGUUUGAGAGUCUGUGACCCAGUUCCCACAGGUAAAGUGGACAGUGUGUAACAACCAGAGACAACAUGUUUUGACUAAGUACCUAUGACAUAUAUGUACGUGAUAAGCAUUCAUCAUUUAUAUAUAUAUAUAUAUAUAUAUAUAUAUAUAUAUGUAUACUCUCUGAGCAAAUAAUUAUUAAGUUCAAAGCAGUUCUGGCAUAUAUACCUUGUACUUUGAAAUAUUUUCUUUCUUUAAAGGCAAGGGCAUCAAUAAAUAGACCAUUGAU